Molecule: messenger RNA, 2745 nt
Organism: Penicillium diatomitis
Lineage: Eukaryota; Fungi; Ascomycota; Eurotiomycetes; Eurotiales; Aspergillaceae
Product: Chitin synthase C
Exons: 7
Coding region: 1-2745 (914 amino acids)
Cellular component (GO): cell septum; cell periphery
Molecular function (GO): chitin synthase activity
Source: RefSeq, a predicted model, not a curated record
AUGACCAUGAACACCCCCCACUCAGACUCUGCUCAGUCCUCGCGGACAGUCUCCCCCGAUCAAUCACGGCCAGCUCCAGCUCCAGCCCGUGAGGGGAACAGCCCAUAUGUUGCCGGUGGUACACCAGAGAACGAAUACGGUCAUGAAGAAAAGAACCUCAUGACCGAGAGUUCCACGUCUCUCCUCUAUCCAAGCCAGCCCAGCCCACUCAGCGGCUCAUUUGACGACCGUUAUGCAUCAUCCGACUCUCUCAAACGCUACACUUUACAAGAUUCAGGGGCCGCCGUCUUCCAUGAUGGCGCAUUGCAAGAUCCAACGGUCGCAACGGGUUACUUUCCGUCUCGGUCGGGCGUUUCCACUCCCAUGUCGGAGACGCCAUCCGAGGCUUGGCAGCACCGCCAACAGACGGCCGCGUCGGGCCUGCGUCGAUAUCCCACUCGCAAGAUCAAGCUGGUCCAGGGCUCCGUGCUGAGCGUAGAUUACCCAGUACCUAGUGCCAUUCAGAAUGCAAUCCAGCAGGAAUAUCGAGAGUCGGAGGAGGGAUUUCCAGAGGAGUUCUCACACUUGCGAUAUACGGCGGCGACUUGCGACCCCGAUGAGUUCACUCUGCGCAAUGGAUACAAUCUUCGACCGGCGAUGUACAACCGACACACCGAGUUAUUGAUCGCAAUCACAUACUACAACGAGGACAAAGUGCUUACCGCGCGAACGCUCCAUGGAGUCAUGCAAAACAUUCGCGACAUUGUGAACCUGAAAAAGUCCGAGUUCUGGAACAAAGGUGGACCGGCCUGGCAAAAGAUCGUGGUCACCUUGGUAUUUGAUGGAAUCGACCCCUGUGACAAGAAUACCCUCGAUAUGCUCGCAACAAUCGGCGUCUACCAAGAUGGCAUCAUGAAGCGAUCUGUUGAUGGGCGGGAGACGGUCGCACAUAUUUUCGAGUAUACCACCCAGCUCUCCGUCACGUCUAGUCAACAGCUCAUUCGCCCCCACGGUGACGAAUCGACAAACCUACCUCCAGUCCAGAUGAUCUUCUGCUUAAAGCAGAAGAACAGCAAGAAAAUCAACUCGCAUCGCUGGUUAUUCAACGCCUUUUCCCGAAUCCUAAACCCGGAAGUAGUCAUUUUGAUCGAUGCCGGCACGAAACCUGGCAAAAAGUCAUUGCUCGCUCUAUGGGAGUCCUUCUAUAAUGACAGGAAUCUCGGUGGAUCAUGUGGUGAGAUUCAUGCGAUGUUGGGUAAAGGAUGGAAGAAUUUGAUGAAUCCUCUGGUCGCUGCUCAGAACUUUGAGUACAAAAUCUCGAAUAUUCUCGAUAAACCCCUGGAAUCUGCCUUUGGCUACGUCUCUGUCCUACCAGGCGCCUUCUCAGCCUAUCGCUACCGUGCUAUUAUGGGCCGGCCCCUCGAGCAAUAUUUCCAUGGCGAUCACACCCUCUCCAAACAGCUUGGCAAAAAGGGUAUCGAAGGCAUGAAUAUUUUCAAGAAGAACAUGUUCCUUGCCGAGGACCGAAUUCUGUGUUUUGAGCUAGUGGCCAAGGCAGGCUUCAAAUGGCAUCUAACCUACGUCAAGGCUUCCAAGGGAGAAACAGACGUUCCCGAGGGCGCUGCAGAAUUUAUCGGUCAGCGUCGUCGCUGGCUGAACGGAUCUUUUGCGGCCAGUCUGUAUGCGAUGAUUCACUUCACUCGAAUUUAUAAGAGUGGACACAACCUCAUCCGACUUUUCUUCCUUCAUAUUCAGAUGAUCUAUAACUUUGCGGGUCUGGUGAUGACGUGGUUCUCUUUGGCGUCCUUCUGGUUGACAACGUCGGUUAUCAUGGAUCUCGUCGGAACACCAAGCGAAAGCAAUCGAUAUAAAGGUUGGCCAUUCGGUAAUGAGGCUACGCCAAUUGUCAACAAUUUCCUAAAAUAUGGAUAUGUCUUCUUCCUAAUGCUGCAAUUCAUCCUGGCUCUCGGAAAUCGACCCAAAGGAUCUCGCUUGUUCUACACACUCUCCUUUGUGUACUUCAGUAUCGUCCAAACUUACAUUCUGGUUUUGUCCUUCUACCUGGUGAAGAACGCGUUCACUGGAGGCACAUUGGACUUUAACCUAACGCAGGGUGUCGGCGCCUUCCUUUCCUCCUUUUUCAGUUCUUCCGGGGCUGGUAUAGUCUUGAUUGCUCUGGUCUCUACGUACGGCUUCUAUUUUCUCGCCAGUUUCCUCUACAUGGAUCCCUGGCACAUGUUUACAUCCUCUUGGGCCUACUUUGGCGGCAUGACCUGUUCGAUCAACAUUCUGAUGGUGUACGCUUUCUGCAACUGGCACGACGUUUCUUGGGGUACCAAGGGAUCAGACAAGAGCGAAGCCCUACCCGAAGCGCAAACCAAAAAGGACGAUGCCAAGUCCAACUUCAUCGAGGAGGUCGACAAGCCUCAGUCUGAUAUCGACAGUCAAUUCGAGGCAACUGUGAAACGUGCGCUGGCGCCGUAUGUGGCGCCCGAGGAAGAUCAUGAGAAGAGUAUGGAUGAUUCGUACAAGGCAUUCCGAACGAAUCUUGUCCUCCUAUGGAUCUUCAGCAAUCUUAUUUUGGCGUUGUGCAUUACCAGCGAAGGUCUUGAUCGGUUCUGCUUGACGAACACGUCCACAGUCCGUACUGCCAACUACUUCGCGGCUAUUCUUUGGACCACUGCUGGUCUUUCCAUCUUCCGGUUCCUCGGCUCGCUCUAUUUCCUCGCCAAAUCUGGUAUUCUAUGCUGCGUCUCUCGUCGUUGA